Molecule: messenger RNA, 687 nt
Organism: Didymodactylos carnosus
Lineage: Eukaryota; Metazoa; Rotifera; Eurotatoria; Philodinida; Philodinidae
Source: the annotation of a GenBank genome assembly
AUGAGCGCACUUGUUAGAACAAAAUCUGUUGAUAGUGAUUAUGAUCAUUUGUUAAAAUUCAUCGUUUUGGGUGAUCUUAAUGUCGGGAAAACAACGUAUUUGUAUCAUUUUGUACACAAUACCUAUUCAAAUUUCAAAUCAACUGUUGGUAUCGAUUUUUAUGAAAAACGUGUAACAUUUAAAUCAAACAUUAAUAUUGGCGCCAAAUAUCGUUUGAAAUUACUGUUAUGGGACUCAGCUGGACAGGAACGUUAUCGAAGUUUAACAACAUCCUUAUUUCGUGAUAUAAUGGGUUUUAUCUUAAUGUUUGACGUAACAAAUGAGUCGACCUUUUUAUCUGUACGCAACUGGAUUACAUUUAUUCAAACUCAUUGUUAUAAUUCUGAGCCACAAAUCAUUUUGAUUGGAAAUAAAAUUGAUGCGGAUAAUAGACGAUUUGUUGAUACCGUACGGGCAAAAGAUUUAGCCGAUGAAUUACAUGUUGUUUAUAUUGAAACAAGUUCUGUUACCGGUCAUAAUGUUAAAGAAUCCAUGGAAUUGUUAAUUGAACAAACAAUGAAUCAAAUGGAAUUAGCCACUCAAAAAUAUUAUAAAUCAUCAUCAACAAUUGAUAUCCGAGAAAUGCCAACAAAAUCAAAAACACUGAUGAAAAAAUUAUAUGAAAACAAAAAUCAAUGUAAUUGUUAA